This is a messenger RNA of Phytophthora infestans T30-4, 1482 nucleotides long. RefSeq lists its product as uncharacterized. The coding region runs from base 1 to 1482 and encodes 493 amino acids. The transcript is spliced from 4 exons. NCBI's taxonomy places the organism in Eukaryota, Oomycota, Peronosporomycetes, Peronosporales, Peronosporaceae. The record is from RefSeq and is a predicted model, not a curated record.
AUGGCCUGGGGCAAGAACCGUCGCUCUUCUGCUGCAUCCGGCGGCCCCCGUCCGUCGUCUUCCGGAGGUCGAGGCGGUCGUCGGCCACCUGGAGAACCCACGGAGCAGGACAUUGCGCGCCGUAUCCAGCAGAGCGCUGUACGCGUUCGCGUGACGCUCCAACUGGCUGAUGUCCAGGACGAAACGAAGGCGCUGCGAGACGUUCUGACGGCGUUCGAGCAACAGUUCGAAGCCAGACGAGGCGUCGGAGUCACACAGAGCCACCACGUGCGUGUGGAGCUGCUGGAAUGCGGCCUGAACUCGUGGCAGAACCUGCAACAGCUGACGGCCAAGACGAUACUGCGUCAUGACUCCAAAUACGACGAGUGGAUGCUGAGUUUGGGCUUCACUAGAGCGUCUGAGGACGAGCUGUGGAGGUUCGCGAGCAGUCUGAUGCUGAGACUCAAGAGUAGUGGAGUGCUAUCCAAAGUGCUACUGUCGACAAACAGAAUGAUGGUCCGAUUAGCGUCUGCAUUUGUGAAGUGUGGGAACUCCGAUAUAGAUAAUUACCAUUGGGAAGGGAAGCAGGUAUGGAGUCAGCUUGUCGUUGACGUGUCGGGGGAGGAGAGAGAGCAGAUCCAACGAGUGUUUUUGCCUCCAAUAAGGGACCCUGUUGUGGUUAUCCUUCGUGGGAUUCCGGGCAGUGGCAAGAGUACGCUGGGACGUGAGAUGGAGGCAAUUUGUCGCCACAGAGGGGCUGCGUUCACUGCAUGUUCGGCUGACAUUUUCUUCGAGACCCCUCGAGGCUACGUGUUUGAUGUCCGGAAGUUGGGUGCAGCACACAGCAAGUGCAAAGGAGAGUUCACUAGAGCUGUCCAAGGAGGAAUCCCUCGAGAUCACGACGGAUAUCGGUAUCGUCAACAUGUUGUUCUGGUGGAUAACACCAGCACUCAGAGAUGGGAAUACGAACCGUACGAGGAUAUCGCCAGGUCUUAUGGAAGUCGUGUUCAUAUCGUGGAAAUGAAAUGCGUCGACGCUUUGAUGGCCUUUCGAAUGGGUCAACGCAACUCGCACGGCGUCCCUCCCGAUAAAGUUGUCAGUAUGUUCAUGCGGUGGGAGGAAGAUCGACGCGCCCACUGCUUCACACCGCAGUUUGAGCACGCGAGAGUCACUGGAAACCCGCUGUCGGAUGCACAGGUCGGUGGCUUGACGUAUCUGGGUCUCUUCUUGGACGAUGAUGCCCAGCAGAAGAUGCUGUCGCAGGCUCCUCUAGCGCAUUCAACCAAACUGGCCGACCACGUCACGUUGUUCUACCGACCUAACACGCAGUACGCCAGACUUGCCGAGCUUGGUGCUCCGUUCGUAGUCCGUGCCGUUGAAGUUGUACAGGACGAUCAAGCGCAGACGCUUCGUGUGGAGAUAGAUGAGCGAUUGCCGUUGCAAGCGAGAAACAAAAUACCGCACAUCACGCUGUCGACGAGAGACGGAGUGAGUGCUGCGUGA